Cuscuta campestris is the source of this 1018-nucleotide messenger RNA. NCBI's taxonomy places the organism in Eukaryota, Viridiplantae, Streptophyta, Magnoliopsida, Solanales, Convolvulaceae. The record is from the annotation of a GenBank genome assembly.
CCCACAAGAGUAGGGUCUGGGGAGGGUGUGUGUACGCAGACCUUGCCCCUACUCGAAAGUAGAGAGGCUGUUUCCAAAGAGACCCCCGGCUCAACAUCGAAAGUUGCAGUGUUUGACUAACUGCUACUUCAUUAAUUAAAGAAGCGCAGAUAGUUUAGAGAUCCAUUUUGAUUUAUUCCAUCACACCCCAAAGCCAAAAAUGGUGAAAUUUUGACUACCAUCAGAGAUGNAACAACAACAACUCAGUUAAAUCCCACAAGAGUAGGGUCUGGGGAGGGUGUGUGUACGCAGACCUUGCCCCUACUCGAAAGUAGAGAGGCUGUUUCCAAAGAGACCCCCGGCUCAACAUCGAAAGUUGCAGUGUUUGACUAACUGCUACUUCAUUAAUUAAAGAAGCGCAGAUAGUUUAGAGAUCCAUUUUGAUUUAUUCCAUCACACCCCAAAGCCAAAAAUGGUGAAAUUUUGACUACCAUCAGAGAUGUGAUAGGUAGGGGAGUAUAGUUUUAGCGCCAUAUUUUAGAACGAAGAAAGUGGCGCAGCAAAGAAAGCUAUGGAGACCGAUAAGCGGAGAUCGGUGUUGAUAGUGGGCGGCACCGGCUACCUGGGCCAGCAUCUGCUCCAAGGCUUCACUCAGAUUCUCCAUUCUCUCCCCUUUCCUCUCUUUCUAGGGUUCACUUACCACUCCAAUCCUCCUCCCCAGCCGCUUCUCGAUGCCGCCCCUCAAUCCGUCCCUUUUCCUCUCGAUCUGCGCACUGGAAUUGGAUUUGAUUCCAUCUCGCAAACCCUAGGGCAGGUUCGAUCUUUCAAUUUUCCUUCGCGGUGAUUUUUAGUUGAUGUUUGCUUGUUUAGAUUCUGGAUUGUGCAAGUGAUGCCGAUGUGAUUUUUGUGAUUAAUUAUAUGCUUAAUUGCUCCUUAUUUAUCUAAAGGACGAUCAGAUCUCUCAUUUUCUUCGUGUUUGUGGUUUUGGUUUUUAUUUUCCUCAUACUACUCAAUAUUUAUAUAAAGUUUGUUGCAUAAG